Molecule: messenger RNA, 2142 nt
Organism: Vicia villosa (hairy vetch)
Lineage: Eukaryota; Viridiplantae; Streptophyta; Magnoliopsida; Fabales; Fabaceae
Product: aspartokinase 1, chloroplastic-like
Exons: 14
Coding region: 141-1811 (556 amino acids)
Biological process (GO): amino acid biosynthetic process
Cellular component (GO): chloroplast stroma
Molecular function (GO): aspartate kinase activity
Source: RefSeq, a predicted model, not a curated record
GUCGUUUACUCAGAACGAGUUGAAAAAAGAAAAAAAAAAGGUACAGCCGCCGGGGGGGAAGGAAGUAGCACAGCUUCCAUUACAGUACCUCCCAACCUCUUUCCCACGAUCACAAGGUUCCUUUAUCAAUUGAAAUCAACAUGGCAACGCAAGUUGGUUGCGUUAAAAGCGUUUUCCAUGUAGCAACUACAAGGAAAACCUUUCACUGCGAAUCACCGUUAUCGCCGUGUCGAAUUGGGUACACAGCGCGUGUUGCUCACGUUCCUCUGGUGAGGAAAGUGUCGAGUAAUGCAAUUAGAGUCCGUUGUUGCAGCAACAAUGGGAGGGAAAGUGGUGUGGCGGCGGAGAAGGUGGAGGGGAUUGAAAACAGUUACACUUGUGUUAUGAAAUUCGGUGGGUCUUCUGUUGCCAAUGCUGUGCGGAUGAGAGAGGUUGCUAACCUUAUAUUGGGUUUUCCUGAAGAAAGGCCUAUCAUUGUUUUGUCUGCUAUGGGAAAGACUACUAACAGGCUUUUACUGGCCGGAGAAAAAGCUGUAAGCUGUGGAGUUACUAAUGCUGAUAGUAUUGAUGAGCUCAGUGAUAUAAAAGACUUGCAUCUCAGGACAGUGGAGGAACUUGGAGUGGACAGAGAUGUUAUUGCAAAGCAUUUAGAAGAAUUGGAGCAACUUCUUAAGGGGAUUGCUAUGAUGAAAGAACUGACUCCACGGACACAAGAUUACUUAGUUUCAUUUGGAGAGUGCAUGUCCACUAGAAUCUUUGCUGCAUAUCUUAAUAAAAUAGGUGUUACGGCUCGUCAGUAUGAUGCAUUUGAGAUUGGUUUUAUAACAACUGAUGACUUCACUAAUGCCGACAUUUUGGAAGCAACAUAUCCAGCUGUUGCGAAGAGGUUACAUAGUGACUGGGUUUCUGAUCCUGCAAUUCCUGUUAUUACAGGCUUCCUUGGAAAGGCCCGGAAAUCAUGUGCAGUGACAACAUUGGGUAGAGGGGGCAGUGAUUUGACUGCUACGACAAUAGGAAAAGCGCUAGGACUGCCAGAGAUUCAGGUAUGGAAAGAUGUUGAUGGUGUUCUAACAUGUGAUCCAAAUUUAUGCCCACAAGCAGAACCUGUUCCAUUUUUAACAUUUGACGAAGCUGCUGAGCUUGCUUACUUCGGUGCUCAGGUCUUGCAUCCACAGUCUAUGAGACCUGCUAGAGAAGGUGAUAUUCCUGUUAGGGUUAAAAAUUCUUACAACCCUAAAGCUCCGGGUACCCUUAUCACCAAAACAAGAGACAUGAGCAAGGCAUUAUUAACUAGCAUUGUUUUGAAACGUAGUGUUACCAUGUUGGAUAUUGUAAGCACUCGCAUGCUCGGUCAGUUUGGGUUCCUUGCUAAGGUGUUUUCAAUCUUUGAAGAUUUAGGCAUAUCAGUUGAUGUCGUAGCUACCAGUGAGGUUAGUAUUUCCUUGACGUUGGAUCCGUCAAAGCUGUGGAGCAGAGAACUAAUUCAACAGGAACUUGACUAUGUUGUGGAAGAACUUGAAAAGAUUUCUGUGGUGAAUCUCCUAAAGAAUAGAUCCAUUAUCUCUCUCAUUGGAAAUGUUCAAAUGUCAUCAUUAAUUCUGGAGAAGGCCUUUCAAGUUCUUCGCUCCCUAGGUGUCACUGUUCAAAUGAUUUCUCAAGGUGCAUCUAAGGUGAAUAUCUCAUUAGUAGUUAACGACAACGAAGCAGAACAGUGUGUCAGGGCCCUCCAUAAAGCUUUCUUUGAAUGCGAGCUCUCUGAAUUAGAGAAUGAAUGCAUUUCCAAAAAUGGUUCUGUUCGUACAUUAUCUUAAGGAGGACACUUUCAGAUCAAGUUCUACUGGAAACACUCCUCCACUAUUUAUCGAGAUGCGGCAGAUAAUUUUUAUUAACAUUAUGGUUUAAAGACAAUUUUGGUUGAGAGAAAUAAUAUUUUUAUUUUAAAAUAUUUUAAGUGUCCUUUGUAAAAGUUUGCUUUAUUAUAUUUUUGGAUUUUGGAUCUACCAACUCCAUGUGCUAUGAGAAACUGGAAGUCCAUUUAUGUCCUAUGGGAUGGAUCUGAAGUAGGUGUAUUUGGAAAUGUUGGGAUGCAUAUGUUGUUAUUCUCAAAUUUUUCACUUAAUAUGUUAUUUUUCUUUACAAGUA